Aureobasidium musti is the source of this 726-nucleotide messenger RNA. Lineage: Eukaryota; Fungi; Ascomycota; Dothideomycetes; Dothideales; Saccotheciaceae. The record is from the annotation of a GenBank genome assembly.
AUGUUGAGGAUAGCAUCGGCAUGCGUCGCUCUGCAAAAAAUCAAGGUUGAUGGUGCAUGCGAUAUUCCAUGUGAGGAAUCUGACUUGAGAUUGGAUAUGCGAAUUGCCACCGCAGCAGGUCUGUCUGAGCUACCNAAAAGCAUACGAAGCCUCGAACUCUCCUGGAGUUCGCCGGGCAGCUACGAAAUUCCCGAGGUGAGGUCUUUGAACGAGAGUACUGAGCAAGAUUUGUUAUGUAUUGCCUUGCACAAAGUCUCUUUGCAGCUACAAGACUUGGUUAUCUUCGACAUGGCAGUUUUUCCCGAGCUCUUCUGCCCAGAUGGCUUACCAGGAUCAGCUGAAGUGUAUUGGCCCAAUCUCGAAACCCUCGACUUGGACCAAAUCGAUGACGUCUCGCCUUCUGGUGCCCUAUCCCGGUAUGGCGAUGGCUCGUCCUCAGAGGAAGUGCUGAUAAAACACUACAUCGAUGACCUCUAUACAAGUCUCGGCUACGCUACUCAGAGAAUGCCGAGACUGAAGAAUGCUAAGGUGGAGUUAAGGAGCAUAGACCACGAGCUCAAGGUGCUUUUCCGAAAUGGUCAAUGGAUCUUGCGUGUACGUGUAAACAAGCACUAUACCCCAUCGUCGCGGUUCUUGGAGGCUUGGAGAGUGCCUGGAGGGUGUUUGCAACCUUGCAAGGGCCGUGGCUGGCAGCAAGCCUCAUACACAACAUGGCCACCACAGUAA